AUGGCGGGUGAAAAGGCAGACCCCAAGGAGAAGAAGCCUGUGGCCAAGCAUGAAGCCAAGAAGGCAGAUGCGAGUGGCAAAGCUAAGAAAGCCAAGGCCACAGGCAAAACCCCCAAGAAGGGGAAACCUCACUGCAGCCGCAACCCUGUCUUAGUCCGGGGAAUCGGCAGGUAUUCCCGAUCGGCCAUGUAUUCCAGGAAGGCCAUGUACAAGAGAAAGUACUCGGCCACCAAAUCCAGGGUUGAGAAGAAGAAGGAGAAGGUUCUUGCUACUGUCACAAAACCAGUCGGUGGUGACAAGAAUGGGGGUACCCGAGUGGUGAAACUGCGAAAAAUGCCCAGGUACUACCCUACUGAAGACGUGCCUCGGAAGCUGCUGAACCACGGCAAGAAGCCCUUCAGUCAGCACGUGAGGAGGCUGCGUGCAAGCAUCACCCCUGGGACCAUCCUUAUCAUCCUCACAGGGCGCCACCGGGGCAAGAGAGUGGUUUUCCUGAAGCAGCUGGAGAGUGGUUUGCUCCUUGUGACCGGGCCUCUGACCCUCAAUCGUGUUCCUCUGCGGAGAGCACACCAGAAAUUUGUCAUUGCCACCUCCACAAAAGUUGACAUCAGUGGUGUCAAAAUACCAAAGCACCUCACUGAUGCUUACUUUAAGAAGAAGAAGCUGCGCAAGCCGCGCCACCAGGAGGGCGAGAUCUUCGACACAGAAAAGGAGAAAUACGAGAUUACAGAGCAGCGCAAGAUUGACCAGAAAGCUGUGGACUCCCAGAUCUUACCCAAAAUCAAAGCCGUUCCUCAGCUCAAAAGCUACCUGCGUUCUUUAUUCUCCCUCACCAAUGGGGUUUAUCCUCACAAAUUGGUUUUCUAG
Elephantulus edwardii (Cape elephant shrew) is the source of this 867-nucleotide messenger RNA. It is a transcript of the gene RPL6, whose product is annotated as ribosomal protein L6. Gene Ontology annotation, biological process: translation. The record is from RefSeq and is a predicted model, not a curated record. NCBI's taxonomy places the organism in Eukaryota, Metazoa, Chordata, Mammalia, Macroscelidea, Macroscelididae. Gene Ontology annotation, molecular function: structural constituent of ribosome. Gene Ontology annotation, cellular component: ribosome. The transcript is spliced from 6 exons. Bases 1 to 867 code for a protein of 288 amino acids.